AUGUUGUCAGAAGAUUUCGAUGAUCCAAGAUCGUUAUCGAAUGUGGCUCUGACGAUUCGUCGUUCAAUUCAUCGAUCACGUGAAAUAGCUUUCCUGAAGUCGUAUUUGGCCACAGCGGAUAGUUUAAUGAGACGAAACGCUCGAGAAAAACGUCAAUAUCGUAUGACUCGUUAUGCGAAUGAGAUUGUUGUCAAUUCCAAUAUGAAAUAUGAUUGGGCUGAUGCCGUAGAUUUUGGUUACAACAAUCAAUGUCGCUUCUACACGGCAUGGACAGGACCAUUUUAUCUGCGUGUCUUUCGACUGAAUCCCAUCCACAAUGGUCAUCAUUGGAUAGAACGAGAUCGUAAAGGCGCUGAAGUGGCUUUUUUGAUUGAAAAGAACAAGAAAAGUCUCUUAAUGACUGCUUGGCAAUGUGACAUUGAUGAAAACUUUGCUCGAUGGAUACCAUCAAUAGAUAUCUUUUGA
Molecule: messenger RNA, 465 nt
Organism: Rotaria sp. Silwood1
Lineage: Eukaryota; Metazoa; Rotifera; Eurotatoria; Philodinida; Philodinidae
Source: the annotation of a GenBank genome assembly